CAUUACAUCAGUCUGAGAUGCUGCAAACAUUGCUGUUCAUCUCAACUGUCAUUCAAAUUACAGACUGUUUCAUAGGUCCAUAUCUCUUCCGCCCUGAUCAACCACUUGACUUCUCCAUCUCAGUAAAUGAUAACUACACUGGAGAGGCCAGUUUGUGCAUCAGAGUGUUUUGUUCAUUUACUGUACCACAAAGGGUGUUAGACUCAGAAGAACCCAUUAGGAGAACCUGGAUAAAAGGAGAUCCACAAAACCCAACUGUUGAAGUACCUUCUGUUGACUUUGGAGUUUCAUAUGGCAAGGCAGAGUGUAACUUUCUGCUGAAAAACUUAGUUCAAGGACAAAAUGAUGGAGACUACAGACUAAAACUAGAAUGGGGACAUGGAAAUGUGCACAUCUUUAAUAAGACUGUAAGGAUUAUCGUAAAAGAACUCACCGAGAAGCCAACAAUUGAAGUCCCACUGCUCACAGCUGGAGAAAAGGCAGAGAUAUCUUGCAGAGCUCCAGGGACUUGCCUGAACCCCAAAAUGGGCAUGUUCUGGGAGGGGAUUGAGCCUGAAAGAACUGAAAGAAAAGCUUUUGGUGUGAUUGGCAGAGAAGAUGACUUUUUACUAUUGAUAUUCCAUCCUAAGCCCGAACAUCACAAUAUUAACCUGACCUGCAGAGUUAUUUUUCAAGAAAACAUGCAGACUGAAGCUACUGUGACUCUUGAAGUAAGACAUGCUCCUAAAAUCUCGAAUAGCUCUCGCUGUGUGGUGUGGGGAGAUGAAUUGAUCUGCGUGUGUGUCAGUGGGGGUUUUCCAUUACCCGACAUAUACUGGUCACCUCUGGAUGACGUUACCGAAUAUUACAUUGCUUUUUCAAAUGAAAACACCUUCAGCAUCAUCAGCAUCUCCACUGCUAGUUUCAGAAACCUCAACAUGACCAUAGUUUGCAUCAGUAUGAAUCCUAUUGGUUUGGAAACAAUGGAAAUCCAAGUGGACGAAAAGUUGAAAGCAAGUUGGAAGUUGCCCACCAGUUGGAUUUUCUUUAGCAUUUCACUUGUUUUGAAUAUCAGCUUGGCUUCUUGCUUGAUUGUCACUCUGAGAAGGAAAGGAAAACCUAAACCACAAGAUGACAACCGUGUUUACAUAUCGCCAAUGAAGAGUGAUGAAUCAGUGUACGAGACGAUUCAAAUGUCUUCAGAGAGCUCUUAGUGAUUUAGUAAAACAUUUGACAUUUUUACUGAAUUAAGCUUUUUCUUUUGCUAAUGUUUUAAAACUAUAAUUUUAUGCCAUCCAAAUGUGAGUUUCUCAGUUCAGUAUGUAUUUUAAAAAACAUUUAAAACAGUCCACCUAUUCCACAUAAACCAUUUAGAUUUGUUUUAUUGUUUACAUCAUUUUGCACUUACUUAAAUGUCUUUCUGUCCCUUUGUGUUGAUAAGUAUAUAUGCAUGUACUCUGAGCUCCUGUAAACCACAAAUAAUCCUUGUGUGUUUUUGCACAUUUGGCAUAUAAAGCUAAUUCAGAUCAUUAUAUUAUGAUUUAAAUCUGAAUAAAGUUGUGAUUUUAUGACUUA
Messenger RNA from Danio rerio (zebrafish), 1554 nucleotides. The record is from RefSeq and is a predicted model, not a curated record. NCBI's taxonomy places the organism in Eukaryota, Metazoa, Chordata, Actinopteri, Cypriniformes, Danionidae.